GUUAUUUCCUGCCUAGCAACAAAACAUCAUGGCGGAUUCUGAUCCUACAGAAAGACCUGCAUCUAGUGCAUCCAAAAAGGAUGAAGUUGCAGAGAACACCGGGACAGGGGAGCCCAGUGAAGCACAAGCAGAGAGACCACCAUCUGGUAGACCUCAGUCAGCAGCAAAAUCUGCUGCAGGAUCCAGACCCACAUCAGCAAAACCAGGCUCAAGGCCAGCAUCAGGCAAACCAGGCUCCAGGCCAGCAUCAGGCAAACCUGGAUCAAGACCUGUUUCUGCCAAAUCUGGUGGUUCCAACAGACCUCCGUCAGCACCAAGAAGUGGGCGUGGUUCAGCAGCUGACAAUAAAGCACCUUCACCAGAGGCUGUAGAACAGCCAGUUGAGCAACAAGGGGAACAACCUGGUGUGGACAGAGAGGAAACAGGCCAGUCACUGGACCGCCCUGCAUCAGCUGGCUCUAGAAAAGGUUCAAGACCUGCUAGUGCUAGUAGACCACAGUCAGCAUCCAGAGAACAAACACAGGACACUGCUGGAGCUCCUGCACCAGGUGGGGAUGAUGGGGAUGGUGACAAUGUAGUGGAGGAUGAUUUCCAGGGUAUGGACCAGAACUAUGGGCAGCUAAUGGCUGCAGGAGGGGGUGGACCACCAGAUGGUGAUGGAAGUGAUGGCUCAGGUGAUGAUGAUGAGGAAGAAGAUGAGGGUCAGGAAGAGGACUCAGACGAGGGCAGUGAUGCUGAGAGUAACGUUAUGGUAGUUCUUGAACCCGACCAUCCACUGAUGAAAAGGUUUCAAGCUGCUCUUAAGAAUCAGCUUACCAAACAGAAUGAGAAAGUCACAUUAGAACUGAGAGAACUGGAUGAGUCAUUGAAAAAUCGUAAGAAGGAGCGCGAGGACCUUGGUGUAGAUCUUUACGGAAUACAACAAGAACUUGCUCGGUACCAGAUGAUGCUCGAGAAACGGCAUGAUGAGUUCUCGGAGGUGAAACAGGUGCGAACUCAGGAGGAACAACAGCUAGAGGAUGUCAGAAAUAUGUAUAAAGAUCUACAGUAUAAUGCUAAUGUGGAGAAGAAAAAGACGUCUGAGUUGCAGGGUGAGGUAGAGAACCUUGCACUGAGACUGUUCUACAUGCAGAAUGCCAAGGAGGAUGUGCGUUCUGACAUUGCCAUCAUGAGGCGAGCAGCUGAGAAAGCCGACACCGAGGUAGCCAAGGCUGAAAUAGAGAAACAGAAACAGGAUCUGUUUGUAGACCGCCUUGUAGAACGGGUAGAUAAACUCAAGGAAGAGAUCGCCAUGUAUGAAGCACAGCUCACUGCCCAGCUAGAAGAGACAAAAGCUGCCAAAGAACAGUUGAUGGAAGCUUAUAUGGAAAUUGAGGCAAUCAGUCUAGAGAAGAAGCAGUUAUACCAGCAGUGGAACAGCAGUUUGAUUGGUAUGAGGAGGAGAGAUGAGGCUCAUGCUGCCAUGCUCGAGGCACUCAGUCAGCAACAACAGAAGGUGCUGUCCCUGGAGACAGAGAUUGAAGGGUACAAGAAAUCAAUCCAGAAAGAGCAGGAGCAAAAUGAGAAGCUGACUCUGAUACUGAACAAGACAGAGCGAGAUAUCGAGACCGUGAAGAAACAGCUGACACAGUGCCAGAGCAAACACGACGCCCUCAAGUCAGAGUAUGCCACUUAUACCAGGAUACUUCAUGAGACUGAGCAGAGUUUGAACAGAGCAAUGACUGACAAAACACUGAGACAGAAUGAGUUGAAUGCUCUAUGGAAGCAGAUAGAGAGAGAAUAUCUGGAGAAAGUGAAGCUGGAGGAUGAUAUCAUGGAAAAGAUGAGGAGUCAGCUCACCAUGGACAAGGCUGCUCAGUAUACCAAAAAACUUACCACAAAGAAACGGGAAUUGACUAAACAACUGGAAACACAAAUGGCCGAGGUGGAGAACGACAUAUCCCAGAAUACCCUACAGAUCUCCAAUGUCAAAGCUCGUAUAGAACGUCUACAGAAAAUCUCAGCAGAUCUUGAUAAGGAGAUUGCCAGACAGAAUGAGAUCAUUAACAAGAGUGAGAGCGAGAUUGUGCGCAGAAACGCAAUCAUUGAGCGUAAACAGAAUCUCAUUGAUCAGUUCAACAAAAAACUUGAAGUUAUGAUCAGCAAGGCUGGCGGUGUUGAACUUGGUCCACUUGAGAUCAACAUCAACUCACUACAGAAAUCAAUAGAUGCUCGAGUACAGGAGAUUGUUGACCUGCAACAGUUGUGGUUGAGACAGCAGACUGAGCUGGUGCGACUUUCUAAGGACAAGGAUGAACAAUCUGUUGAUGUAACCAAGCUGAAGAAACAGCUUACAAUUCUUACCCAGAAAAAAGCUAGAACUGAAGGUGAGAUUGAUGGUCAGAGGUUGGAGACGUAUGAGAUAGAACGCAGCAUCAGCAACAUGCAGAAUGAUAUGAUCAAACUAAACAAACUCUUACAUAAAGAGAAGGGAACACAAGUCAUGUUGCAACAAGACAAUAUCCUCAAAGAAAACGACUUCAUCACUAGGCUCAAGGACCACGAACAUGAGUCUAUAGAAUUACAGACUAACCUCGAGGCUCUGAAGGAGGAGAAAGAAAGGCUGCUCAACAGUCUUGUUGAGGCUGAACGUCAGAUUAUGUUGUGGGAGAAGAAAACUCAGCUUGCUCGUGAAACUCGUGCUGCUGUGGACUCCGAAGUUGGUCAAGGCGAGGUGCGUGCCAUGAAGGCCGAAAUCCAUCGUAUGCAGGUCCGAUAUUCACAGCUGAUGAAGCAACAAGAAAAGAUGAUACAAGAGAUGGAGAAGGCUGUGUCAAGACGUGACACGAUAGUUACUCGAGGGGACGCCUCACAGAAAAUCAACAAGAAGGUGCUAACAAAAGGAACAUUUGAACGCCAAAUGAAUGAAACUAGAAAAAAGAUUAAACAAACAAUUCAGGAGGCAAAUUCAUGUGAUGGUGAAAUCCAGCAGUUACGUGAUCACCAGACACAACUGAGCUCGCAGCUGGAACAGGGUCAGCUGAACGUCCAAUCAUUGCAGAGCAACUCGGACACCAUUGAUGGAGAUAUUGAUAGACUUAUUGAAGUUAAACAGAAGAACAUGACAGAAUUGCUGGCCAGACAACAGAAGAUGAAAUACUACCAGCAGGCAAAGGAAGGCAAGUACAACCGGCUCUGCAAGUCCGAGGCAUCAUUAGAAUCAGAGUAUCAGAAACAGGUUGACCGGAUGCAAUCUCUGAGCGCCAUCGUGGACAGGUUGAACCAGGAGUAUCCUCAUGCACAGCCCACUUUACGACGUGUCACUGUUAAUCUUAGCUCAAAGUCUGUAGAUGAUGAAAGUUUAUAGAGGAAUAAAAGUCGACAAAAAAAAAACUGUUCUGUGAUAAAACUGAAAACAAGUGACUGAAUUUCUGUUGUAUGAAAUUAUAAUUGUUAAAUUAUGUGAAAAUAUAGAUAUAUGACUUUUUUAAAGUAUAUAAACCGCUAUUUAUUUCUACAAAAGAUUUACCCUCUUAUUGAAAAUGUAAAAUUUGUGAUUUUGCAUAAAAACACUGCCAGAACUUGCUGGUUCCCUGCAGCAUGUAUAACUCUUUAAUUAUUAAAUUGUUGCUUCUUUUGGUUAAAUUUUUAUGACGUUAACACAGAGUUUCAUAAGAUAGGAAUAUUUGAUAUUUUCUGUAAAAAGUACUGGUGUACAGAGACUGUCGGUUAUGAAGUAUUUUGUGAACUAUGACUGCAUAGUGAAUCACUGCACAUACUCAUGUACUAUGCACAAUGUUUAAAGAAUUCCACAGUCAAAGUCUUAAUGGAGGUAUGACCAUGUUUAUCUAUAAGAAUGUCUAUAUCCAUAUAAUUCGGUAUGUAUGGUUUCAUAAAAGUUAUUCCAUCCAAAUUUCUUAUUUGUUAAAAUUUGAAUCAUCUGUCUUUUUUUUGAGAACUGUAUUCUUGUGUUUGAACAUUGUGUCUUUCUCCUUAUUUAUGUAUAAAUGUGUACAUAUCAAUGAACAUCUGUGAUCGUAUUUUCUUUGUUAUAAAUGUCACAAUUUCAAUAUUUGUGCUAAAAUAAAUCUAAACAAAAAGUUUGUUUUAUCUUUAUUAGACUUAAAUAGUUUGCAAUUAUUUGUUGGAAGGAAUGACUGUUUUAACGUAAAUGUGAAAGAUCAGUUUAUAAGGAUGUGUUACAACAGUUUACUAGUGAAGUGUAGAGCAAUUCUGUUCUGUUCUGUCUAGAUAUCUAGUUCUGUCAAUUUAUUUUUUCAAAUGGAACAGGAUCUAAGCACUGCAGUGUACAUCCAAUAAAGGGCCGAUUACAUCAGA
This is a messenger RNA of Mercenaria mercenaria, 4317 nucleotides long. Its product is annotated as coiled-coil domain-containing protein 40-like. The transcript is spliced from 18 exons. The coding region runs from base 29 to 3346 and encodes 1105 amino acids. NCBI's taxonomy places the organism in Eukaryota, Metazoa, Mollusca, Bivalvia, Venerida, Veneridae. The record is from RefSeq and is a predicted model, not a curated record. Gene Ontology annotation, cellular component: cytoplasm. Gene Ontology annotation, biological process: axoneme assembly.